CGUUGCAAAGUCAAUUCCGCUCACCACUGAAGUCUGAAAGUCAACACAGUUUUAUUUACAAACAGCGGCGUGAGGAGGCGAGUGCCUGAGUGUGUGAUUUUAGUUUCUUCGUUGUUUAGGCGAGCAAACAUGGACAGUUUGUUCCCUAAGUGCGGAGUUAGAGUACAAAAGCCUGGCUCAGGAGUAGUCUCUCAAACCCCUGGACCAGCUGAGAUGGGUGUGUGAACCCAGUGUGCCUUUAUACAUUAAGAAAUGUGUAGCAUUAUCCCUUCUCCAACCAUAGCAAACCAACAACCAAAUGUCACAAAAGAUGAGGCACAAUCAUUCAUAACUGAAGUCUUAAGAGAAGAGUUGCCUCAGUGCUACCCUCCAAACAUUCCAUGGAUAAAUAAAAUCAUCCAAGCCUUCCACAGAAGACUGCCUUUCCAGAAUAUAACAUUCCUGAGCAAGACUGAGAGUUGCUGUGUUCCGUCAUGGAAAGACAUACAAAGGGACAUCCUGAUAGAGGGCAAAGGUGGUUUGUGCCUCUCACUCAAUGUCGCCUUUGCUGCUGUCAUGAGAGCUUUUGGAGUGCAUGCCCAUUUAGUGCCAGCAGAUUAUGUGGCAACAAAUGGGAGAAGUGUACAUGCUUUGAUAGUUUUUCAUCUUUGUACUGCAGUCAGUCAAAAUGCUUGUAAAUGUUUUGAAGUAGAAACUAGGGCAUCAGUUCAAAGAUUGAGAUCAUAUAGAAGAAGUUCCAGACUGAAACAGAAAGCCAGAAAUGAAGCUCACUGUUUCCAGAAAGUGAGAUCCCAUCACAGAAGUUCACUUUAUGUAGCAGAUGUCGGGUGUGGCUUUCCAACGUUGAGAGCCAUUAAUUUGAAUGAAGAUAUUGAUAAGGCCUUUUUGGAUUGUGGUCUGGAAUACUGCUUCACAAAGAAACGUCAGAAGUAUCUCAGACUGCACAGGACUGGUGAUGAGGUGCCAAAGGGAGAGGAGAAAAGGAGUUGAAGAAAACACAAUAUUAUGAAGUACAGCUGAGGCAUGGCUGUGUCAAAGGCAAGUUUGAGGUGUAUGAAUAUAACACAAUGCACACUUACCAGCAAGGAAUUCACUAAGUGAGAGCUGGAUUGAUUGUGUCAAUUCAUGAUUUAAAAUACAUGAAAACUACAGGAAAUUCAGAAAGGAAGCUUAUUAGUUGAUGAAGCUAAUACUACUUUUCUGAAGGGAUUAAAUUAUUCAUCAAGUGUUUGUGUGUGUGUGUGUGUGUGUGUGUGUAUUCAUGCGUGAGUGCGUACUUGUAGUUGUUUACUUUAUAGUGAUGUAUUGGCAUCCUAUCUCUAUGUUCCAAUUGGAAAGUUUUUAUCUUUAUAUAAUGAAUACUCUUAGCACUUGUAAUUUCACUAUCCAGGUUCUUUCACUCAUCAAUACAUUGAUGGGGAAAGAUGUACAGUACUUCUUUGUCCUUUAUUGUAUCUUAAUUUAUAUGUUCUUUUGAACAAAUUGAUUCUUUCUACAUGAUAUUUGUUUUGAAUCGCAAACAAAUAGCAUCACAAAGAGCUUAUUACUAUAUAUUGAGUUUUCUGUUACAAAAUCAAUAGUUACUGUGCUUAAAUAAGUAUUUAUGUAUACACCCUCCUCUCAGGUUGAGUGCUGUCUGAGUUUCACAAUCCUUGAGUUUGGCACUUAGGUAAUUCAAAGUUAUUACUAUCCUGAGUUUUGUGUAUUAUUGUCAUGAGUUUUGCACUGCUUUGAAAAGUAUCAGUUAUGCUUACCUACCGUUGGCAUCGUGUAUGCUGCCUCAAGACUCCAGUGAGAUCUUCCAUAUCUGUAGCACUGACAAUGUCAUACCCACUGAUGGGUAAAAUUUUGGCCAUCUGGAGCAGUGAGUUCAUAGCUGCUGCACUUUAUCUCAUGUGUUGCAUUGGUCUCAGUGCCAUUUGUUUCUGCCUCAAUCCAUGGGAAAACACUCCUCCACUUAGGCUACACUGUAGCAAUAUUGAGAAAGUGCCAACAUUCCACCAUUAAGUCUAUAGUCAUGAUUUGCUUUAUGUCUGGGUGGUACUGGCAGUGCUGCUUGGGAUGUUACCUCAUCUGUCUGAUGCACUGCUCUUGAAGGAUGUGGGACUCCAUCCUGUGAUACAGUGUUCAGUGGCAUUG
Molecule: messenger RNA, 2139 nt
Organism: Portunus trituberculatus (swimming crab)
Lineage: Eukaryota; Metazoa; Arthropoda; Malacostraca; Decapoda; Portunidae
Exons: 4
Coding region: 253-990 (245 amino acids)
Molecular function (GO): acetyltransferase activity
Source: RefSeq, a predicted model, not a curated record